GUACACGCAAAACGACAGCUCGCGACUAGAAGUCGACUUCACUUUUGCACAAUGUAGUGCUCCAGCAUUACGUAUGAUUACUUGGUAGCAACAGCAGUAUGGGCGUAAUGCGACCUCGUGAGCCAGCGGGCCUGGUCCGCUGGCGAGACGCAAGCCAAGGCCUAGUUGGAGCCUCGCGCGCAAGCGCUGACCUGUUUACGGAGUACCUUAUCAGCGGCGGCCCCGAUGCCAUCAAGUCUCUUCAGGCCACCAUCCGCCGCUUGCAGCUGCAGCUCGAGGAGCAGAAGGCGGAUGGGCGGCUGGAGCGCUACCGGAAGCUGCAGAAGGACUUGGAGGAGUGCGACAAGGUGCGGGCGGCCCUGCGCGACGCACUGGUGUCCUCUCAGUGGUCGGACGACGAGGUUGACGCCUACCUGUCCAAGAAGCUGUUCAAGGCCAGUCAGCUGUACGGCGCAUCCCGCGAGCUGCUGCUGCGUGAGAACCGGCUGCUGCGCUGCCAGCUGGAGGAGCACCACGUCACCAGCCGCACCAGCAGACCGGUGGCGGCGGCGGCGGCAGGGGCGGGCGGAGGCGCGCCGGGCCGGCUGGUGGUGGCGGAGAGCCGCCUCAAGCAGGCGCGCAUGAUGCAGGGCCCCCACAUGGAGUCGGUGUCGCGGCUGCUGACCGCGGCGGAACUGCUGGAGGCGGCGGAGCAGGCCUACCGCCUGCCGUCUGUGGCGCACGCCGAGGUGCAGGCCGACGACGGCUCUCGCAAGUACAUCCAGACGCUGGAGCAGCAGAUGGCCACACUGGCGGGACAGAAGAUGCAGCUCAUGAACCAGGUGGCCUCGCUGACGGAGCAGAACCGCGUGCUGGACAUGAAGCUGGAGGGCGCGCUGGACCAGGUGUCGGAGCUGCGGAGGCAGAAGACCGAGAUGCUGGCGCACGCCGACAACCUCUCCAAGGACCUGCGCGACCACCUGCUGUCGGAGGCCAAGAGGGCGGACGUGGCGGAGACGUCGCUGGCGGAGGCGCGGCUGCUGGCGGCGGCGGCGCGGGAGGCGGAGGCGGAGGCGCGCAGGCGCAUGGAUGCGGCGCUGGCGGAGGCGGGUGCCAUGCAGGCGGCACUGCAGGAGAAGACGGAGCAGGUGGACACGCUGCGAGGUCUGUACCUGGAGCUGCGGGAGACGCUGGAGAAGCUGGCGGGCGACGUGGCCAGCGGCCAGCAAGACAUGGCCAGAAGGCUGCUGGACGCCACCAACGCCGCCGCCGCCGACCAGCGCACCCUGCUGCUGGACGUCCGGGACGCCGCGGACGGCGGCCAGCGCGCCGCCGCCCACAGCGCCGUGGCGGUGGAGGACAUGAGCGGCGUGCAGCGGGUGCUGGUGGGCGAGAUGGCGCAGCAGCGGGAGGUGACGCAGGGCGCCUACGAGCGGCAGCUGGCGGCGCUCAUGGCGCUGCUGCAGCAGAGCGAGGCGGACAGGGUGCGGCUGGCGAGGCAGGCCAUCGCCGCCAGCGCGCUCAACCGAGUCGAGGACAAGCGGCACCAGAAGACAGUGGCGCUGCUGCUGCAUGAGGUGCCGGGCAGUGUGGCGGAGCGCCUGGCGCCGGAGCUGGGCGCGCUGGCGGAGGGCACGGCGGCGGUGGCGGACGGGCUGGCCAAGACGCAGGACACACUGGCGGCGGCAGGCAUUGUGGUGCCGGGGCUGGUGGGGCCAGGCCCCGGCCCGGACCUUGUGGAGGACGAGACCACUCGGCUGCUGGGCGGCAGCAGGGCCCUGCGCUCGCAGCUGCACAACCUGGCAGCAGCCGCGCCCGGGCCGCCGCUGGAGGGCGCCGGCGCGCAGACGCUAGCGGGGCAGGCCUCGCCCUACGCCGCCAGCCUAUUCAGGCAGCUGCCGCCCGGCAUGCAGCCCCUGCAGCCCGUGGGCUACGGGCCGUACGGGCUGACGCCGCCGCCACCGCCGCCGCCUGGUGCCGUGCCCAGUCCCUCGCCGCCGGCUAUGAAGACACCGGCGCAGCAGUCCCAGCAGCAGCAACUGCCGCCGCACCAGCAGCAGCAGCUCAUGCACUCGCCGCCGGACCGCUUCGCCGGCGGCGCCGUGGGCAGCCCCGGCGACCUGGCGGUGGCCUGGUACCCGCCCGGGCUGGUGCCGAGCGACAGCGGCGGCAGGGGCGGCGGACCGCCCGGCUACCCCGCCGCCCCCUCCUACCUGUCCGGCCGGCGGGCGCUGGGCAUGACGUCACCCAACCAGUGGGACGACGUGCCGUACAUUGACCAGUUCCAGUACAACUACCAACCGCUGCAGCAGGUGGGCGGCGGCGGCGCUGAGCAGGCGGCGCACGUCGACCUGGUGCUGCAGCUGGCGCCGCCGCCGCCGCCGCCACCUGAGCUGCUGGCGGAGGCGGAGGCGGCGCGACUGCUGGCCGCCGGUGAGGGGCCGGCAGGCUGGCACGGCACUGGCACUGGCACUGGCAUGGGUGCCGUUGGGAGCGGCGCUGUCGCGGGCGGCCCUGGCGGGCUGCCGCCUGGCAUUGGGGCGCACCAGGCGUGGGCGUUCGAGCCUGUUAGCGGAGGGGCGCACGUGGAGCCGCCGCCGCCGCCGCCAGCCCAGUUCCUGAGCAUGCAGCCACUGCCGCCGCCGGCGCAGCCGCAGCCAGCGCCCGCCGAGGCCCAACACACACAAACGGGGCCCAGUGAGCACCCGCCGCCGCAGCCGCACCCGCCGAUGGCGCAGGCAGCGCCGUCAGCGCGGGCCAGCGGCAGUGGCGCUGCGGCGGGCCCUCCCCAGGCCGACACCACACACGCCUCCGCAACUGCUGCGCCCAUUGGCGCCGGGGCCGCUGUGCCGCCGCUUGUGGAGCCCAGUGGGGCCAGUCGCACGCCUGCACACCCGGCAUUGGCAGGCGCAGGCGCUCCACCACCACCGCCGCCGCCGCCGCCACCUGGGCCACCGCCGCCUACAGCACUGUCAGCCGCACUGGCACCGGCACCAGCACCCGUGGCUCCAGCGGCGGGGGCAGCACUACCUCCGACUCCUUCCCCACCACCACCAACACCAACACCACCACCACCACCACCAGCGCCGGCCUUGCAAGUGGAGGGCCCACACCGCGGUCCGCCCAGUACCGCAAGCCUGGCUGCUGCGCCGCCAGCCGCCUCGGGCCCCGCCGCUGCCGCUGCAGCCGCUGCCGCGCCGCUCACCAAAGCAGGCCCGGCAACAGGAGUGGAAGCGGCGGCAAGCAAGCCAGCAGCUGGCGCUGCGUCAGUGGGGGAGCCGGCUGGCGUCGGGGCGACACCGGCAGGAGCUGUCGGCACCUCCGCGCCAGGGGGUGGCGGCUCCGGCACCGGCGUGGCAGCAGCCCCAGUCGGCGGCGCGCCCAAGCCCGCCGUUGGCGCGCCAAGCUCCGAGAUUGAGCCAGCUGAAGAGGAAGCUGUGUCAGGGGCGCCGCCAGCGGGGGCAGUAGCUGGUGUCGGGGGUGCUGUCGGGGGUGCUGUUGCGGGUGCUGGGAGUGUGGCGGGGGCCGGUACGGCGGCACCGCCUGCAAGUGGUUUGUUGGUGCUGCCCGAGGUGAUGGAGCUGUCGCAGUGGAAGCCGGCGGCGGCGCUGAGCCACUUCGCACCGCCCUAGUUGAGGGGGGAGGACUUGUCUCGGCUUAGAGCUUUCCCGCGUGUGCUGGAAGGCGUGGAAACUUGACCUGGGCAUCGAAUUGUCGGAUGGGGGCGAGAAGGGUAGCGUAACAUGCCGACAUGCAGUAUGCAUGGAGCGUUUUACAUAAAGCUUGGAUCUGUGGUGUAAUUGCAGCAACUGUAAUAUUUAACGGUU
This is a messenger RNA of Chlamydomonas reinhardtii, 3806 nucleotides long. RefSeq lists its product as uncharacterized. The coding region runs from base 99 to 3611 and encodes 1170 amino acids. NCBI's taxonomy places the organism in Eukaryota, Viridiplantae, Chlorophyta, Chlorophyceae, Chlamydomonadales, Chlamydomonadaceae. The transcript is spliced from 13 exons. The record is from RefSeq and is a predicted model, not a curated record.